AUGUAUGCAACGGUCGGAUCGAGGCCCGACCUAGGAUUUGCAGUAGGCUAUGUUUGUCGCUUCAUGAGUAAACCAGGAAGGGGCCACUGGUCAGCAGUCAAGUGGGUUCUACGAUACUUACAGGGAGCAAUGAACUCAUCUCUAACAUUCAGAAAGCAGUCUACACUAGAAGUUGAAGGCUAUUCAGACUCAGACUAUGCAACAGACAUGGACAGGCGACGCUCAGUUACAGGCUAUGCUUUCAAGUUUGCAGGCAAUACAGUUUCAUGGAAAUCAUGUCUACAAUCAGUUGUUGCACUUUCAACUACAGAAGCCGAAUACAUGGCUAUGAAUGAAGCAGCUAAAGAAGCAAUGUGGCUAAAAGAGAUAUGCGCAGAGCUAGGAUUCAAACAACAAGGGAUCAAACUCUACUGUGAUUCUCAAAGUGCCCUAGCUCUAGCAAGAAAUCCAGUCAAUCACGAGAAGACUAAGCACAUAGCUACCAAGUUCAAUUUCAUUCGAGACCUAGUGGAAGCAGGAGACAUAUUGUUCUAA
Messenger RNA from Brassica napus (rape), 534 nucleotides. Its product is annotated as secreted RxLR effector protein 161-like. The transcript has a single exon. NCBI's taxonomy places the organism in Eukaryota, Viridiplantae, Streptophyta, Magnoliopsida, Brassicales, Brassicaceae. The record is from RefSeq and is a predicted model, not a curated record. Bases 1 to 534 code for a protein of 177 amino acids.